GCGGGGUGAAACUAGCUAGAGGGGAGGGUCCAGCGCGGCCCCCGGCGAGCUUCACUGCGCUUGCGCUGACAGACGCAAGAUGGCGGACAGUGCGGAACUAAAGCAAAUGGUUAUGAGCCUUAGAGUUUCUGAACUCCAAGUUCUCUUGGGCUACGCUGGGAGGAACAAGCACGGACGCAAACACGAACUUCUUACAAAAGCCCUGCAUUUGUUAAAGGCUGGCUGCAGCCCUGCUGUACAAAUGAAAAUUAAAGAACUCUACAGGAGGCGGUUCCCUCAGAAAAUUAUGACGCCUGCGGACUUGUCUAUCCCCAACGUACAUUCAAGUCCUAUGCCAGCGACUCUGUCUCCAUCUACCAUUCCACAGCUCACCUAUGAUGGUCACCCGGCAUCAUCCCCACUACUCCCUGUUUCUCUUCUGGGACCUAAACAUGAACUGGAACUCCCACAUCUCACAUCAGCGCUGCACCCCGUCCAUCCGGAUAUAAAGCUGCAAAAGCUACCAUUCUAUGACCUGCUGGAUGAGCUGAUCAAACCCACCAGUCUAGCGUCAGACAACAGCCAGCGCUUUCGGGAAACCUGUUUUGCAUUUGCCUUGACUCCACAACAGGUGCAGCAGAUCAGCAGCUCCAUGGAUAUUUCUGGGACCAAAUGUGAUUUCACAGUGCAGGUCCAAUUAAGGUUUUGUUUAUCAGAAACCAGCUGUCCACAAGAAGAUCACUUCCCACCCAACCUUUGUGUGAAAGUGAAUACAAAACCUUGCAGCCUUCCAGGUUACCUUCCACCUACUAAAAACGGUGUGGAACCAAAGCGACCUAGCAGACCAAUUAAUAUCACCUCACUUGUCCGAUUGUCCACGACAGUACCAAAUACCAUUGUUGUUUCUUGGACUGCGGAAAUUGGAAGAACCUAUUCCAUGGCAGUAUAUCUUGUAAAACAGUUGUCCUCAACAGUUCUUCUUCAGAGGUUACGAGCAAAGGGAAUAAGGAAUCCGGAUCAUUCUAGAGCUUUAAUUAAAGAGAAAUUAACUGCAGAUCCAGACAGUGAAAUAGCUACCACCAGCCUACGGGUUUCACUGCUGUGUCCACUUGGGAAAAUGCGACUGACAAUUCCAUGUCGGGCACUUACCUGUUCCCACCUUCAGUGUUUUGAUGCAACUCUUUAUAUUCAGAUGAAUGAAAAAAAACCAACAUGGGUUUGUCCUGUCUGUGAUAAGAAAGCUCCAUAUGAACACCUUAUUAUUGAUGGGUUGUUUAUGGAAAUCCUGAAGUACUGUACAGACUGUGAUGAAAUACAGUUUAAGGAGGACGGCUCAUGGGCCCCGAUGAGAUCGAAAAAGGAAGUGCAGGAAGUUACUGCUUCCUACAAUGGAGUUGAUGGAUGCUUGAGCUCCACAUUGGAGCAUCAGGUGACUUCACACAACCAGUCCUCAAAUAAAAACAAGAAAGUUGAGGUGAUUGACCUAACCAUAGACAGUUCAUCAGAUGAAGAGGAGGAAGAGCCCUCUGCCAAGAGGACCUGUCCUUCCCUGUCUCCUACAUCACCACUAAAUAAUAAAGGGUUAUGUGGAUGGAACAGAGCAUGUCCAUCUCAGCUCUCGGGAAAGUGGGCAAGACAAAGUAUUUUAAGUCUUCCUCAUCAAGCAUCACCUGUGUCCCGCACCCCCAGCCUUCCUGCUGUAGAUACAAGCUACAUCAACACUUCCCUCAUCCAGGACUACAGGCACCCUUUCCAUAUGACACCCAUGCCUUAUGACUUACAAGGAUUAGAUUUCUUUCCUUUCUUAUCAGGAGACAAUCAGCAUUACAACACCUCCCUGCUUGCUGCUGCAGCAGCGGCAGUCUCAGAUGACCAGGACCUCCUGCACUCCUCCCGCUUUUUCCCGUAUACCUCCUCGCAGAUGUUUCUCGAUCAGCUAAGUGCUGGAGGAAGCACUUCUUUGCCAGCCACCAACGGAAGCAGUAGUGGCAGCAACAGCAGCCUUGUGUCUUCCAACAGUCUGAGGGAGAGCCAUGGCCAUGGCGUGGCUAGCAGGAGCAGCGCGGACACGGCGUCCAUCUUUGGCAUCAUACCAGACAUUAUCUCGUUGGACUGACGCCCUCACCCUGCUGCUCCCACCCUGUCCCAGAUUCAAUGACUUGGCAGAAGAGAACUCUGUGCUCUGUUUUACCUUAUCCUGUUUAGAAAAGUACACAAGCGUGGGUUUUUUUUUUCCUUUUUUUAGGGAAAAAAAUUAAAAGAAAUGUACAGAGAACAAAACUAUAUUUUCAGUUUUACUUUUGUAUAUAAAUCUAAGACUGCCUGUCUGAUAAAAUACUUGUUUAAAAAAAAAGGAAGGAAAGAAAAGAAAAACAAGCACCCACAAACCUCCUUCAGUUCAUUUUUUCUGGAUUCUGAAGACUUCACCAUUUGUCCUAUGGUUUGGGUUUUAUUUUACUUCAAUGGCAUUAUCUUACUUGCAAUAACAGAAACAGAAUUGCAUGUAUGAAGUUUUAAAUUGUGGGCUUUGUUGUGGGGAGGGGGUUGGGAUAGUUUUGAUUUCCAUUUUUUAAAAGUAACAGACUUGGAUUCUGUUUGUGUAUGCGUGGAUUUUACCAGCCUUAAGUUAUAAAUCUCACCUGUCCCACUGCAUUCCCUUUGUUUUCAGUACAUAGCUCGUGGGUAUGUGUGUUUUCGGUGUGUGCCUGUGUGUAUUGUUCUGUCAUCACUGUCCCCUCUCCUCCUGAGUUGGCAUUUAGUUAAUAUCAGUUGCCUGCUUCUCUCAAAGUGUUUCAGAGGCCUUGAACUCUGAUGUGAGCAUCUUUCUCAGCUCUCCCAAUGCAUGUUCUCCAUCACAGGUUGUCUAUGAUCUGCUGUGUACCCCCAAGAGUGUGUUUCCUAGAAGUGCUGGAGCAAAAGCUGCCUGGAUAGGCAGCCUGAGGGCAGGCCUGUAAUCAACAGCACACUUGUGUUGACUCUGAAUCUGAAUUGCCAGUAUUUUGUAUGUAAACCAAGUCUGUGAGCCCUUGCAUUUUGGCCACAGGGUAAUGAGUUCUCCUGAGAAUCUUCAUACCAAAGUGAGAUAUGAAAGAGUCUUGGAAGCCCCAUGUGCAGCUGGCAGAGGACAUUGUUCCACUUCAACAAAGAAGUCAAUUACCCUAAAGUUGACAGUACAGUGCAGCUCACUUGUGGGUCCAUAGCAAAUCUGUUUGAUAAAAGUUUGAAACUCAAAAACAACCUUAGUUAUUUGCUUCACUGGUUCUGAGUAUACUUCCUUUCUUAGCCUUGCUUAUUUUUUACUCACCUUUUAAUGACAAGCAUAACAUAGGAAGCCAUUUUUUAAUUCAAGAAUCAGUCGGUCUUAUCUACUCUCAAUAACAGAAUAUGUAAAUAUACUAAGAUUUCUUCAGGAGAUGAUUAAAGAUCAAAGGAAAGAGAAAGUACUCUCAUUCAAAGUCAUCAGAAAAGACACAGUGCUCAUACACCGGAAGUUAGAUGGCAGCUGAUGGAGGGCACAGGGUCAUCACAGAGAGGAAGGGGGACACCAUCACCAGUUCCCAGCCUGGUUUUAUGUUACAGCCUUGUGUUCUCAGAGGUGAAGGGCCCCCUUUGUGUAUAUUAAACUUGUUUUCAAACCUUGCAUCAGUAACAGAAGGACCUAUAUUGAUCCAGGUAGAAGUCAAGAUGGCUGUAUCUUCAGUUGUAUGAUAUAAAGUAAAUGAUUCAUAUGACAGUAUGGCAUCUAAAAAAUGAUAGCUGUUUUUUAUAGCAUCUCUGCUACUAAACUGUCAACUUGAAUUUUGAAAAAAGUCGGUGUUGAUAUGUAUAUGUAUGUGUGUAUAUGUGUAUUUAUAAACAAGAGUGUGUGUGUGUGUGUGUGUGUGUGUAACAUCGUCUUCCCCUGCGCAUGUGUGUUCCACACAGAAACAGCUGUGUUAGAGUCACAAAACAAUCCGCAAUAAAACAAGGCAUUUGUUGUCAGUUCAAACCAGAAAUGGUUACGUUGUUAAAUUCAUCUGGUGUGGUGAGUAACAUGGUUGUUUUUUUCAUUGCUGUAUUAAUUUAGGCUUGUUUCAGAUAAGGUCUUAAUUUGUGUCUAAAUUGGGGUUAGAGUAGGAAUCACUGAAAUUGUGGGUGUUUCUGUUAACAUUGCAGUAGGAAACAUUUUUAUUAUUUCAGCUAUCUAAGGUAAAAUGAAUAGUUUUCCUUGUUCUUGGAUUUUUUUUAACUUGGUUUUAGGCAUCUGAUCAGUUUUUAUGUCUGAUGCUGAAUUACGAAUUUAGAAUGAUCAAUCCAGUUGAAAACCCAGCCCUCUUCAUUCUUCAGCCCAAGUGGAAGGGUCACUUUCCUUUGGUGUCCUGCACUGUACCGAUCUAAGGGGAGAAUGGGUAACAGGAAGAAAUAUAUGUUCUGUGACUUUGGUCAUGUCCUCAUGGGAGAACAAACCUUUAGUUGUCUGUAUAUUUUAGUUCCUUCCACAUAGUGAAGAGAUCAUUUCUUCAAUUGUUGACUUUCUAAACAUUGCAUGUGGUUAAGUUCAGUCAGAGACUUUCACAACCCUUAAUACUUCUAGUCAUGCACUACUGUAUCUGACAUUUACAAGAGCAGCGCAUGGCCACUCCAUCUCCUUUUGUUGUUUUUCCUUAGCCCACCCUCACUCCAUGCCCUGCCAACCUUGAUAGACCAUGGACAACCACUGUUCUCAGCGUCUUUGAGCACGUUUCCAGGACCCCUUGCCUUUUUCUUUCUAGCAUGCACACGUGUGCUCUAUACAGUGCUGUGUGUGCCCCUGUAUCUGUGAGCACACAUCGUCGAUAAAGUAGGUUCAACUAGCAGGGUGGAGGUGGCUUUUAAUUUACUACGUGGGCAUUACUGGACACAUUUUUUAAAGAUGAAACUUAACCUAUCAUACUUGGUUGACCAGUUCAUUGUAUUAAAGUUUUUCCAUUGCUAAUUUAAAUAUACAUCUACAUUACUGACUUAAAUAAUCACUUAAGUCUUGAAAAAUGUGGGGAGUGUUUUGGCCAAUUUUCCUUUGAGGACAAAUGUGUGAAACGGAAUGAAAAUAUACCCCAAUUGUAAAUGAAUAAAUGUAGACAGAACCUAGUUUUUAAAGCAAUUUGAAUUUUAAAUACAUAAAACUUUCAGGAUCUUCAGGACUCUUAAAAGCACAUUUGAAUUUAUUUUAGUAAGAAUUUUGUUUUAUGGACACACAAUAUUGCAUUCUGUUUUUUUUUUUUAAUUAAACACAGUGUAGAUUUCAAAGAGGGGGCAGAAUAGCUGGUGGUCCCAGAAUGUGCUGCUGUUGUUUUAUUAACAAAGGGGAAAUGUAUAUAAAUAGAUAAAAAUUACCAUGAAUUCCAUGAACUUAAAUCUGUGAUUCAUUGCCUUAAAACUUUCUCUUAGAAUUUCCAUACCGCAUGCCAAACCAGUAAAAUGGCUUUUAAAACUGUAUAGUAGACCAAUGUUAGUUUGUAUAAAAGUACCAAGUGAAAAUAUUUAUUACAUGCAUUGGAGAAAAGUUGUUUCCCUAUUGAAUGUUACCUGUUUAUGUAGAGCUCUUUAGAUGUAAUAAAAGAAAAGCCUUCAGUUAA
Molecule: messenger RNA, 5573 nt
Organism: Mesocricetus auratus (golden hamster)
Lineage: Eukaryota; Metazoa; Chordata; Mammalia; Rodentia; Cricetidae
Gene: Pias1
Product: protein inhibitor of activated STAT 1
Exons: 15
Coding region: 80-2095 (671 amino acids)
Biological process (GO): protein sumoylation; regulation of transcription by RNA polymerase II
Molecular function (GO): transcription coregulator activity; zinc ion binding; SUMO ligase activity
Source: RefSeq, a predicted model, not a curated record